Molecule: messenger RNA, 1917 nt
Organism: Lodderomyces oxycetoniae
Lineage: Eukaryota; Fungi; Ascomycota; Pichiomycetes; Serinales; Debaryomycetaceae
Exons: 1
Coding region: 1-1917 (638 amino acids)
Biological process (GO): actin cortical patch localization; endocytosis; plasma membrane tubulation
Cellular component (GO): actin cortical patch; mating projection tip; Rvs161p-Rvs167p complex
Molecular function (GO): lipid binding; protein binding
Source: RefSeq, a predicted model, not a curated record
AUGGUUGUUGACACGUUCAAGACAAUUUCAAGUAAUGUUGGUGCUCAUAUCAAGGAUGUUUACAAGACGACUGAAUCUGAAGUUCUGCAUUUUUCUCACAAUUUGAAAGAUACAAUUACGUUCCACCAUCGUGAUUUUGAUAAGGAUGAUCUAUUGAUAAAGGAGUACCAGCACGAUAUAAAGCAGGCGCGACAAGGGUUAAAUCAUUUGCAAGCACAAAAUAACCAAUUGUACAAGAAGCUAUUUCCUGGUGUAUUGGCUAUGAAUUUGAGAAUUGCUAGAGAGUUUAUUAAACUAAUAGGUCCAGGAUCUUUGGAAUUUGAAAACAUAGAGGAAUACUAUCAUGAAUUUGACGUUUACGAAGCUUCUCUGGAAAUACCUCAUGUCCACCCCAAGGAGAAACAAUUUUUGAUUGAAAGUGUAAAUGAUGAGUUAUUUCAGUAUAUACAAUCGAUUGAAAACUUGAAAAUCAACUUGAAACAAGAUUGUGAGUAUUUCGCAAACUCCCUAGCUCCAAAGAUCAACAGUAUGCGAAAACAAUUGCAUGAAAUCUUGAAACUAAUAAAGCGAAGGAAUAGGAAAAGAGAAGAACAGGAUAGACUAGGUAGAAAGAUUGCAAAGUUGAAUCAAAAGCAACCACCAUUGAGUGAGAAGGAUCAAGAACACUUGAAUAAACUUCAAGUGGAAUUCACCCAAGUAGAUAAGGAUUUCGAUGCUCUCAACUCCAAAACAACUGCCCUUUUGCCAAAUGCAAUGGCUUUUUUAGAUGAAUUUAUUGAAAACGUUACCAAAUUGCUCAUUUGUCAUCAAACAAACACUUGUAAAAAUAUUGUGGAAACACUAGAAUAUUUCAACAUUUUCUAUGGUUUUAUUGGUGACAAUAUUCCUGAUUAUGAAACCAUUUCAAGUCAAUGGGAACAAGAUAUCACAACCACAAGGUUACAAAUUGAGUCAUUUUUGACCCUAAUUAAAAACAAAAACCCGGAAAUCAUUGACAAGGAAAUCGACGAUCAGGAUAAAGCUUCAAAGACAUACAAAUUCUGGGUCAGUAUGACAACAAAAUUAAAGGAGAAAAAGCAUUUGGUGAAACCUAGUAACCCUUUGUAUGGUAUGUUUAACGAUACAGAAGCAAUUGAUCCAAUCAAAGCUUAUGAGAAAUACCAAAACCCUCAGGCUAAUCAGCUAGAAACCUAUCAUCCACGCAAAAUAUUGGAUUUAGAGGAUGUAGUUGUAGUUGAAAAUAGGGAGCAAUCAGCAUUACCGCCACCACCGCCAUUACCACCAAGACACAAUACAAACAUCACCAUACUGAGACCAUCACUUUCUAGUGGAAUGCCAGCUGGUCAACAACCAUAUUCAAUCUAUUCACAAGCACAAAAUGAUUCAAUGGAGUCACUUUCUCUAGAUGAUGACGACGAUGAUGAUGACAACGACGUAUCUUCUAUAAUGUCCGGUUCCUCCGCUACUAGUUCAUUAUCCAGUACCUCUGUACCAAAACAUACUAAUUUCACCAAGUCACUAUCGAUAGAUCAAAAUUUGGGAAGAAUUUACAAUAUGGCCAAGAAUGAAAUUAAAAAAAGUCCAAUAACAGCUCAUACAUGGUGGCAGUUGCCUAUACUUGACACAAGAUACUCAAAGAUCCCAAUGACAGAUGCCUAUAAGCUUAUAUUAUGGGAGAGUUUUUUCAAAAAGCUAAAUAAACCUAAAUCGAUUAAAAAAAUUGCAAAAUAUGAUUUCAAAGGUGAAGAAGUGGGGGAUUUGUCAUUUAAUAAAGGUGAUGUUAUUGAAAUUAUAUUUGAUUUUCAAAAUAUCGACAGUUUGUACAUGCAAGACAAUUUGAAUUGGUAUAUUGGUAAAAUCGAUACUGGUUCAAGUGACUAUAGAAUUGGACUUGUACCUAAUAACUAUCUAGAAUAA